This is a messenger RNA of Anoplophora glabripennis (Asian longhorned beetle), 1989 nucleotides long. It is a transcript of the gene PolI, whose product is annotated as DNA polymerase iota. Gene Ontology annotation, biological process: translesion synthesis. Bases 38 to 1681 code for a protein of 547 amino acids. The transcript has 2 exons. Gene Ontology annotation, molecular function: damaged DNA binding; DNA-directed DNA polymerase activity. The record is from RefSeq and is a predicted model, not a curated record. NCBI's taxonomy places the organism in Eukaryota, Metazoa, Arthropoda, Insecta, Coleoptera, Cerambycidae.
AAAUAUUUUUUUAUAAGAAAAUACAUCAAUUACAAGGAUGGAUCAUUCUAGAACAAUCGUUCACAUAGACCUUGACUGUUUUUAUGCUCAAGUGGAAGAAUUAAAAAAUACAGAAUUGAAAACAUUGCCGUUUGGUGUUCAGCAGCAAAAUUUUGUAAUCACAAGUAAUUAUAUUGCCAGGGAAUAUGGAAUUAAAAAGUGUAUGUUAAUUUCAGAAGCAAAAAAGUUAUGUCCCAACUUGAUAUUAGUCAGAGGUGAAGACUUACACGAUUAUAGACAAAUUUCUUAUAAAGUGACAAGUUUACUGCAGAAGUACUCUCAUUUAGUGGAACGUUUAGGUCUGGACGAGAAUUUUAUUGAUGUCUCUAAAUUGGUUAGUGAAAGACUACAAAAUGGGGCUGAAAUUAGUAUAGUUGGAAAUAUCUUUGGGGAUAUUAGCAGUUUAUGUGACUGUGGCUGUAGUGAUAGAUUAAAGGUUGGAACUGAAAUAGCUCAAGAUAUGCGUGAACAAAUAAAAAAUGAACUGAAUUUAACAUGUUGUGCAGGCAUUGCUCAUAACAAACUUUUAGCCAAAUUAAUAGGUAGUAAACAUAAGCCUGACAACCAAACUGUUAUAUUUCCCAAUAGUGCUGUUGAAUUAAUGUUGAGUUUAAAUAAUUUAUCGAAAAUUCCAAGUAUAGGACUUGCUCUUGGCAAACAGUUAUCUAAUAUGAAUAUUAAAAGUGUUAGUGAUCUCCAAGAAUCAGACUUUUUAAAGAUAAAAAAGUUGUUGGGGCCUGAAAAAGCUAAAACUGUUUAUGAUUUAAGUUUCGGAAUAGAUCCUAGUCCUGUGAAAAGUUCAGGUAAACCUCAAAGCAUUGGUAUAGAAGACGCAUGUAAAUCAAUAUCUGCCGAAAAAGAAGUGAAAGAAAAAUUGAAACAACUCCUGAACAGACUUUUGAUUUUAGUGGCUGAAGAUGGUCGUAUACCUAAGACGGUAAAAUUAACUGUACGAAAAUUUGAUAAAAACAAUAAGGUUAGUACCCGAGAAACAAGACAGUGUAACAUUAACACAUCGUUAUUCGAUAUAAAAAGUUUAUCAAAACUGUCAGAGAGUAAUGAAAACAAAUUAAUGACCACUAUCAUGAGACUGUUUACCAAAAUAGUUAAAACUGAUAAACCAUAUCUCAUAACAUUGUUGGGUUUAGCGUUUACCAAAUUUCUUGAAAAACCUAAUGAAAAAAACAGCACAUUAACCAACUUUUUAAUCAAAGAUAUAGAAGUGCAGUCUGUAACAAACAUUGAAAAUUUAACUUUUAGCAACACUACCCCUGAUAUUUUACCUUCAACAUCAUACGUGGAAAACCCUGAAGCAGAACCGGAACCAUCUCCUAAAAAAUGCAAAUUUAGUAAUUUGAUAGCAAAAAAACGAUUUUUCAAAGAGCAAGAUGACUGUGCUUCUCCAUCUAAGUUAAAAGUUGCCGAACUGAGGUUAAAUUCAACUGAGAAACCUACGGACACAAAUCAAAACAUUUGCUGUCCCCCAAAUGCCAACAAAGAAGUAUUUCAGGAACUGCCUAAGGACAUACAACAAGAGUUGUGGGAGGAGUAUAAACAGAGUAGAGAUACAGACAGAGCAUGUUCGAGUAACUUGAAAAAAUCCAAACCAAACAGUAUAUUAAACUAUCUCGUAAAGCAUUAGCUUACAAGUUCUUAUCCUUUUCUGCUGAAGAUAUAGAUUUUAAACAUUAAAAUUAUAGUGUGACAGAUAUAAUAUGUGAUAUGUACUUUUUAUAUACAAUGUUAAUGUUAUUGCCACAUAUUUUAUUUCAGUUCAAAAAAAUGCAACGCGUACUAGCCAUUUUUUAUUGAAUUUGUUAUAUUAAGUUCUUUAUGAUCUAACUAAUUUCUAACAUAUGUAAGUAUACAAAAAAUAAAUAUAUUUUAUGUACAGAAUGAUCGCUAUAUCUUGGCUUUUUUUUCAAUUAAAUGGAUUAUUUAAAUUUUGAA